Molecule: messenger RNA, 2412 nt
Organism: Oikopleura dioica
Lineage: Eukaryota; Metazoa; Chordata; Appendicularia; Copelata; Oikopleuridae
Source: the annotation of a GenBank genome assembly
AUGAAGGCUCUUUCCCUCGCCAGCUGCCUCUUGGCCAGCGCCAGUGGCCUCGAAUUUGGAGGGUCUGACACGACCGAAACCCUCCUCUUAUGGCAGGUCCUCAAGUCCGGUGGAGACAUGGGCGUUCAACAGACUAUGAUGCCCCUUUUGAUGAAGAAUCUCAUGGACGACUCCACCUCCGACAAUGACGACGAUGAGCUCCAACAAAUGCUCCUCAUGGGCUCUUUCUCCAACCCAGAAAUGCAGUCUUGGCUUCCAUUCAUUCUCGGCUCGGAUAAAAGAACCACCACAGACAAGCUUCUCCUCAUGCAGUACCUCCAGAUGGCUGAGAACCAAGGUCUCCAGGGAAUGAGCGAACUCUACCCCUUGAUGAUGAUGAACGAAGACCGAUACUGCGAUAAGAACGGUAUCAUCUGUGAAUGUAAAGAGUCCAAAGCCGAUUCUCUUCUAAAAAUCAUGCUUUUGACUGGCGGCUCUUUCCUUGGCAACUCGCCCCAACAGAAUCUCUUUUUCCUCCUCUUCAACGACGAAGAUGGAUGUACAUGUACCAUGGAAGAUGGAAGCGGAGAACAACAAUGUACCGAGGAUGAAGUUAAAGGAAUUGACCCAAUGAUGAUGUAUUUCAUGAUGUCUGCCAUCCCCACUCCACUUCAAAACCAACCAGAAUUCGUCCCAAGAUCCUUCGGAUUCGACACCAAGCAGCUUUUGAUGAGCCAGAUGGCUGGUCUCCCACAGGAAUACCAGUACCUUAUGAACGUCGACGGUGCCAGCCGACGAGAACUCAUGAAGCUCCAGCUUUACCAAACCAUCGGAGUUCCACCAGCACUUAUUGAGCUCUUUUCUGCCAAGGCUUCCGGACAGCCUCUUCAGCCAUCCGACAAGUACAACAUGAUCCAGUGGAUCUUCCCCGAUCAAGAGCUCGCCCCCGAAAUCACCGCCCUCAUGAUGGGUGUCAGCGGAGCCAAGGAAUUCUACAUCUCCUCGCUUCUCAGCUCCAACCAGAUCCCAGAAAUCACUGGUAUCCUCAUGAUGGCUGUUGCCGACAAUGCUCCUGCUACUGAAAUCAAGGCCGUCCUCACCCAAGUCGCUUCUGGACAGCUCAACCCUGAGCAGUUCCAUGUCAUCAACAAGCCAUUUGUUCCAGAGCUCCCAGUUGGUAUCUAUCCCGGACAGGAACUUUUCUUCAUCCACAUCCAUCUCCUCGGACUCGAUACCUGUGCCAUGCACGACCUCAAGAACCGAUACCCGUGCCAAAAGAACCAGUACGGCGGACGAGGCCCACUCAACGCUGAACAAUGUGAAAUCGCCCCAUACUGCUGCUGGAAUCCCGUUCAGCUCAGCGACAGUCAAGUUAGCGCUUUGACCGAUGGUGAGAUCACCAAGGCCUCCAAUGUCCCAUGGUGCUACUACAAUGUCUUCUUCAUCUUCCACGACCAAUACAAACUCAAGGUUGCUCGACCAAUCAAGGCUCAAAACAUUCAAACACCCGCCGUCAGAAAAUUGAAAGUGAGCUGGACUGACGCUGGCACAGGAGAAACAAAGUGGGCCCUUGUGCAGCUUGGUGCUGGCGGAACUGCUGCCGAUCUUACUUGCAAAAAUCUCAUUGUUGAUACCAACGGCGAGGCAACAGACCUUGAUGAUGGAACAGCCUGUAGUACUGCGAACAUUGUUCUUCCAGGCGGCAUUACUGGUCCUUUCCUUGCUCCCCCAAAAUUGGUUGAAAUGGUCAAAGCUAAAUAUAACCGAGAGGAAGCUCUCUGGAACACUGCCUUUGCUCCUCCAGCUCAAUGCCCAGGACUCUUCCGAUAUGGUCUUCAACUCGACCCCAUCGUCUACGCUCGAUCUGUUGCGAACCCACUUACUGGUCUUGCCGCAGUCAACACCAACUCCGCCAUCAGAGCUCUUCUCAACGAGCGAACAGACUGUGGCUUCCCCGGUAUUCCAAAAUUCCAGUGCGUCGCCAUCCGAGGUUGCUGCUGGGACGAAGCCGUCUACAACCCCGCCUACAAGAUCCCACAGUGCUACAAGCCAAUCGAUCUCGUCCCCGCUUCCGUGUUCAAGAUUGUCGAGCCACCAGCAGAACUCCGACCAGUCGCCGGAGAGUGCAACACCAACUUCUUCCGAGUCCCACAACUCUACUACGAGCGAGAAGCUUGCAACUACGACUUCGAUAUGUACAAGUACGGCGGUAUCGAGGGCAACAAGACUCCCCUCGAUCCCCCUACUCUCAACGACUGCAUCUUCAAACUCGGCUGCUGCUGGGAAGAUGAUGAAGAAAUCGUCCGAAAAUACGACUGGGUCCCACGAUGCUACAAGCGACAGCGAUCCCAAACUGGUGUCGAAACCGCUGUUCCACUCGACUUGGAUGUCAACCAGCUCGUUGCUCGCGCUGCUGAUCUCGGCGACAACUAA